This is a messenger RNA of Populus euphratica (Euphrates poplar), 1006 nucleotides long. RefSeq names its product EPIDERMAL PATTERNING FACTOR-like protein 6. Bases 408 to 839 code for a protein of 143 amino acids. Lineage: Eukaryota; Viridiplantae; Streptophyta; Magnoliopsida; Malpighiales; Salicaceae. Gene Ontology annotation, biological process: stomatal complex development; guard cell differentiation. The record is from RefSeq and is a predicted model, not a curated record. The transcript is spliced from 3 exons.
CACAAACCUAGUUACCUGCUACUCACUACAUCAAGAUUCUUGAGAGAUAAGGACAUAGAGAGAGACGGAUGAACGAAAGUGAAUUUUGGGUUACUCUAGCUAGAAGGAUAAGGAUAAGAAUAAGAUGUUAGCUAUUUGGUUUAGUACGAGCUUUGCAUGGGAAUUGGAAGGAGGAGUAUUCCCUCACUAUUCAAGUCAUAUGUGGCUAUUACUGUAGAAUCCAAGUUGAGAGUCAAGGGAUUACAAGGAAGGAGGUUUAUGUCCUUGGAAAAGGUUCACAUUCUGUCAAUCCUUUCCCUACAUGUAUACUCAUCUGUACGCACGUAGUGGCUAGCUAGCUGCUUAUAAUUAUAUUUGUCUUCUUAAAGGGAAUUUCUAGUACUAGCUUUGAGUCCCUCUACUUGUUAAUGGAAUGCUUGAAGAGAAAACGAUCACUCAUCUUCAACAACAAGCCCUCUCUCUUUCAUUAUGUCUCCUUCACCAUCUUCUUCUUCUUCUUCUUCUUCUUGUCAUUUGUUACACUCUUCAGUCCCUUCAUUUCCAAUACUACAUGUCUAGGCAUAAGGUGCUUAUUAUCUGAAAAGGCAGGUAGUUUUUAUUUUCAGGAGUUUGAGAAGACAAGAUCAGGCUAUGAUGAACAAAAGGAGGUUUCUUCGAGCAUGGCAAGGAGGUUUUUGAGUGGGCCAGGGUCAUCUCCACCGCGGUGCACGUCCAAGUGUGGCAAUUGCACCCCAUGCAAGCCGGUGCAUGUGGCUAUGCCGCCGGGGACUCCGGUUACCACUGAGUAUUACCCAGAAGCAUGGAGGUGCAAAUGUGGGAACAAGUUGUACAUGCCAUGAUGAUAUAUAAUCAUGCAGUUAGCUAGAUAAUUGUUUUUUAACGGAGAGAGAGAGAAGACAGGAACUCGAAUUGUUGAAAUUACUUGCUUGUGUGGUGACUAUAUGGAGCAAAAAUGUUAACAGUUAAUUAUUAAUCCUACCAUGAUGAAUGUUGAGGAGGAUAGGAA